Messenger RNA from Cygnus atratus (black swan), 1123 nucleotides. RefSeq names its product FUN14 domain containing 1 (gene FUNDC1). Gene Ontology annotation, cellular component: mitochondrial outer membrane. Bases 92 to 562 code for a protein of 156 amino acids. Lineage: Eukaryota; Metazoa; Chordata; Aves; Anseriformes; Anatidae. Gene Ontology annotation, biological process: autophagy of mitochondrion. The transcript has 5 exons. The record is from RefSeq and is a predicted model, not a curated record.
GGAGGGGGCGGGGCGAGGCGGGCGGACCAUAGAGCGGGGCGGCCGCCGGCAGCGCAGAGCGGCCCCGGCUCGGCGGUGACCCGCAGCCAAGAUGGCGGCGCGGAGGCCCCGCCGCGCCUCAGAACGUGAAAGUGAUGAUGAUUCCUAUGAAGUGUUGGAUCUAACAGAAUAUGCAAGGCGUCACCAUUGGUGGAAUCGUGUGUUUGGCCGCAAUUCAGGACCAAUUGUAGAAAAAUAUUCUGUGGCCACACAGAUUGUGAUGGGCGGAGUGACUGGCUGGUGUGCGGGAUUUUUGUUCCAGAAAGUCGGAAAGCUUGCAGCAACUGCAGUAGGUGGUGGCUUUCUUCUGCUUCAAAUUGCUAGUCAUAGUGGAUAUGUACAAGUUGAUUGGAAGAGAGUUGAAAAAGAUGUAAACAAAGCGAAAAAACAGUUAAAAAAGCGCGCAAAUAAGGCAGCACCUGAAAUCAAUACUCUAAUCGAAGAGUCAACAGAAUUUAUCAAACAGAACAUCGUGGUCUCCAGUGGAUUUGUUGGAGGCUUUUUGUUAGGCCUUGCAUCGUAAGGACCUGAAUCAUCUCUUCCUGAUGGCAUUCGUGUCAAAGAACAGUUGUGGUGACACACACGGUCAGAAAGCAGUGUGGGUCACCGUGCCCUCCAGAGCAAGACGAGUGGAAUAGAUAGAAAAUUUGGAAGCUUUCACAUUUUAGGCUUUUGCCUCUUGAAGCUUGGCAGAACUAGAAUUUGCUGAAAAACCGCAGUGUGCUCAUUAUAGCAUUUCUGGGCAAAACUGGUUCAUCUUCAUCAUGACUCUUUUUAUCUGUGACCUUUCAAGAUCUAGCAUUUUUAAAAUGCUAUUCUUGGAAUAUAGAUAUGUAAGCAUAUUGUAAGAAAGCUCCAUUUCUAUGUUUUCAAGUAAAUACUGUUAAUUUUAAAAGUAUUUUUCUUCAUGCUGUAGUAGAUAGUAUUAAUGACUACAUACUGUACAUGAUACUGUAGUUUCAGCCCCGUGGCUGCCUGUGUUCUUUAGAAGUCACUGCAAUAAUCUAUAAAUCUGUAAUACCUUUUUACAGAGUAUUAAAUAACAAAGAAUCAUCAGCUCAUUAAAAGUGAAAAUUGACUUUGA